This is a messenger RNA of Sitophilus oryzae (rice weevil), 567 nucleotides long. Its product is annotated as tetra-peptide repeat homeobox protein 1-like. The transcript is spliced from 2 exons. Lineage: Eukaryota; Metazoa; Arthropoda; Insecta; Coleoptera; Curculionidae. The coding region runs from base 1 to 567 and encodes 188 amino acids. The record is from RefSeq and is a predicted model, not a curated record.
AUGUGUGCACUUUGUCACGGCAAAUCAUGUUCGAAUAGUUUGGAGGUGGCAAAAUUAGACGAAGAUGAGUACGAGGACAAUUUUCCUCUCGUUCCAGUUCCAGUUCCAGUUCCAGUUCCAGUUCCAGUUCCAGUUCCAGUUCCAGUUCCAGUUCCAGUUCCAGUUCCAGUUCCAGUUCCAGUUCCAGUUCCAGUUCCAGUUCCAGUUCCAGUUCCAGUUCCAGUUCCAGUUCCAGUUCCAGUUCCCGUUCCCGUUCCCGUUCCCGUUCCCGUUCCCGUUCCCGUUCCCGUUCCCGUUCCCGUUCCCGUACCUGUACCCGUACCCGUACCCGUACCCGUACCCGUACCCGUACCCGUACCCGUACCCGUACCCGUACCCGUACCCGUACCCGUACCCGUACCCGUACCCGUACCCGUACCCGUACCCGUACCCGUACCCGUACCCGUACCCGUACCCGUACCCGUACCCGUACCCGUACCCGUACCCGUACCCGUACCCGUACCCGUACCCGGUCCCGUUACCGUUACCGUUCCUUCUCCGGUUUGCAAAAAGCUGGAAGUGUUUUGA